Anarrhichthys ocellatus (wolf-eel) is the source of this 3358-nucleotide messenger RNA. Its product is annotated as GTPase IMAP family member 8. Bases 169 to 2778 code for a protein of 869 amino acids. The transcript is spliced from 8 exons. NCBI's taxonomy places the organism in Eukaryota, Metazoa, Chordata, Actinopteri, Perciformes, Anarhichadidae. The record is from RefSeq and is a predicted model, not a curated record. Gene Ontology annotation, molecular function: GTP binding.
CCAGGACUGAGAGGAGCAGGCUGUCAGACCCUGCUGCAUCUCGGCUGUGGCGGCGGCUGCAAAAUAUGCCUGAAUUCCUGUUUCCUUAAAAUAUUUGGUGCUGAGGACAAACACUCGGUCCUGUCCAGUUGAUUCUAACUCGGCUUUGAAAAGAGAAGACGGGUAAAAAUGGAAAACAACCUCGGAGAGAGAGAGAGCACCACCUUGUCGGAGGUCAGACUCAUCCUGAUUGGUGGGAGAUGGGCUGGCAAAAGCUUCUCCGGCAACACCAUACUGAGAAAGGAAAGGUUCGAGUGUGGCCGAACCAGAACGGCUCAGACCGAGGUGAGGCACGGGGCGGUGGAGGACCGCCAUCUCACCGUGGUCGACGCUCCAGGAUGGAGCAGCUCCCUCUCCCUGACCGAGAUCCCAGAGGGGGACAAGCGACGAUUUAAACUCAACGCGUCCAAGUGUCCGCCCGGCCCACAUGUCUUUCUCCUCGUCGUUCCCAUAGACUCGGCUUUCUCCGUGGACAACAGGAGGACCGUGGAGGAGCACAUGAAGCUCCUCGGGGAGCGGGUUUGGCGAUACACCAUGGUGCUCUUCACCUGCGGGGACUUCCUCUGGGGGAAGACAAUAGAGCAGCACAUCGAGAGCGAGGGAGACUCACUCAAAUGGUUGACAGUGAGAUGCAGGAACAGGUACCACGUGUUCAAUAACAAGGAGAAGAGAAACUCAGAUCAGGUGACGCAGCUGCUGCAGAAGAUAGACGAGAUGAUGCGGCACAACGACGGCAGUUGGUACCAGGUAGACCAGCAGACGUUAAACACCAUCAAAGAGAAGCAGCGAGAAGUGGUCGAAAGGGCGGAGAUGAGAAGGAGGAGGUCCGAAGAGCAAAGACGACAAAUGAAGACACGUAUUCAAGAAAAGAUGAAACCCAUCCCAAAACUCCGCCUGGUUCUCUUGGGAAGCCGGAGCGUUGGGAAAACCUCAGUGGGGAACUCCAUCUUGGGAAUCAAAGAGCAAGAAGAUGGGCAAAGAACGGCCCGCUCGGUGGCCCAGCAGGGUUUUGUGGGUGAAACUGAAAUAACUGUUGUUGACACACCGGGUUGGUGGAAAGGCUUCUCUGUGGUUGACACUCCUGAGGCGAUGAGGGAGGAAGUGAAGCGCAGCCCGUUUCUGUGCCUCCCUGGGCCUCACGUCUUCCUGCUGGUGAUCGACGUAGACGCGUCGUUCAACCUCAAACACUUAGACGCAGUGAUGUCACACGUCGAUCUUCUCGGAGAAGAAGUGUGGAGACACACGAUUGUGGUUUUCACCAGAGGAGACUGGCUGGGGUCGCACAUCGUGGAGGAGUACAUCGAAGGGGAGGGAAAGGCGCUGCAGUCUCUCGUUCAACAAUGUGGAAACAGAUAUCACGUCAUUGACAACAAGAAUGCAGAUGAUGGCACUCAAAUCAUGGAGCUGCUGGAGAAAAUCACUGAGACCGUGGCUGGAAAUGAUUGGGACUACUUUGUCCCGGAUCAAAAGAUAUUUGUGACGAUCGAAACGAGAAGAUUGAGCGUGGAAGUCGCGGCGCAACAGAGGCAAAGUCAAGUCGUGGCCAAAAGAAAAGCCCUCAGAGGUGACAGUAAAGAACUAUCGGAGCUCAAGCUCUUGAUGCUUGGCCAGAAGACAUUUGGGAAGAGCGCAACAGGAAACAACCUCCUGCGUAAAGAAGUGUUCGCCACCUGUGAGAAUGAGUCAUGUCAGAUGGAGGAAGGGGAAGUUGCCGGCAGGUUGGUCACAGUGAUCGACACCCCGGGGUGGCGGAGAGAUUCCUCCUGCUGCACUGAAGAGAAGGACAAAGAAAUAGUCCGAGGCCUGUCGCUGAGCCGUUCGGGGGUUCACGCCGUUCUGCUGGUCGUCCCCUUGGACCUGACGUUCAGAGAAGCUCAGCAGGCCUCCCUGGAGGAACACCUGAACCUCUUCGGCGCCGACGUCUGGAAACACGCCAUGGUCCUGUUCACGUACGGAGACAAUCUGGCGGACAAAUCCGUGGAGGAGCACAUCGAGGGGGAGCACGGCGCUCUUCGUUGGCUGAUAGACAAGUGUGAGAACAAAUACCACGUCGUGAACAAUAUGAAGAAGACGGACACGGGUCAGGUCAACGAGCUGUUCGAGAAGAUCGAGGAAAUGGUGGCGGGGAACGGCGGCCGGCUCUUCUACCCCGAGAUGAACGCCGUCCACCUGAGGAUUGAGGAGAAGUUCGGGAGGAGGCAGCUGAAGCGCGUGCUGAAGCAGCGUCUGGAGGAGGAGUACAGGAGGAGAGAGCUGGAGCUGAUGAAGGGCUUCAAGAAGACGCUACUCCACCUGCAGGCGGAGGUCAAGGGUCAAAGUGUGACGAGCACUAAGUGCAAGUUGCUGAUUGGUGAUGUGACCAAAAUUAAAGCCAAGGGUAUUGUCCAGAGGAGGAAAGAUGGAAAGGAGAAGGAGGAAAGUAUGAACUUGAAAAUCAGCCAAGAAAUUGAAAAGCUGGAGAAAAACAUAGAAACAAAAUCCUCGGAGCUUCAGCAAGGCAGCAUGGACGUCUUUCUCCCGAACUUUAAAAGAGAGGGACCAGCUCCAUCUACCGCUGGGUCUUUGUCUCAAAUGGAAAACCCAACCCGCCACUACGAUAAAGUUCUUGGUUGGCUGUCCACGCUUCAGAUCGGCAGAAACUACGAUAAUCAGAUGACCCUGAACUUCUCUCAGGCGACGUCUGGAUACAGAUCCGUGCUGCCACACGGCGACCUGGACUUUGACGAAGACUAUGAAUGAAUGAGUUGUCUCGUUGAGGACAAAAAUGCAUUUUAGCUUUGCAGAAUUGACAUUCACGGGAUUUUUGAUGGUAUAAGAAAAAGGAAGGCCUUCGUUAAAAAUCAUCAUCAUCAUUUUUAUAGUUUUUCUUCUUCGCUUUGGCUCAAUUCUUGAACGGGAAUUGUUUGUUGCUCACAACGUUUCUGAAUUUGUCAUGAAUUCAAGUGAGUUGCUCGUAUCUUAGCCGUGUGUGCAAACGAGUUAGUACAACAUCGACUUUCAUGACUUUGCUGUUGAAAAACAAUGAAUUUAUCCUCAGUUUCUGUCACGGUCUUCUCUUAUUUUCUGAACUUUCUUUCAUGGUUUCAGCCAUCGCAUGCAAAAUUCAAUUACUAAAAUCUGUGAGACAUACAUUAUUAUGUGUCAUGUAUAUUCCAUAGAUAUCUAUGACAAGUUAUGUGCUGCAAGGAGGUAAAAUGGGAUGUUUUUUGCCGCUUUUUUCGUUCAUCAGGUUUUAUUGUGGCGUUGAUUUUCGGUUUCACAGCACAUUUAACACAUUGUUACACAAAAAAGAGUUGUUUAUAAAUGUUCAUUAAUUCCC